Messenger RNA from Manihot esculenta (cassava), 2247 nucleotides. Its product is annotated as folylpolyglutamate synthase. Gene Ontology annotation, molecular function: ATP binding; tetrahydrofolylpolyglutamate synthase activity. Gene Ontology annotation, cellular component: cytosol; cytoplasm; mitochondrion. Bases 143 to 2089 code for a protein of 648 amino acids. Gene Ontology annotation, biological process: tetrahydrofolylpolyglutamate biosynthetic process. Lineage: Eukaryota; Viridiplantae; Streptophyta; Magnoliopsida; Malpighiales; Euphorbiaceae. The record is from RefSeq and is a predicted model, not a curated record. The transcript has 17 exons.
AAUUACAGUUACAAAUUCCUAGGAUAUGAAAGCCCAUUGUCACAGCCACAAAAGUAGGAGACAGGUCUGCGCAAAACCAAAGGAACAACUGCAGCUGCAAAUCCAACUCCCCACUAUACGAGAUUAUGGCUACCCCUGAUUGAUGUUUUCUAUGUUCGUUAAUACAAACAAUUAUCUGAAGUCUGGGGUAGUCAUAGCUUCACACGUCCGCAAGAGGGAAUAUCGGUUUUCUUCCAGAGCACCGUGGAAGUAUUCUUUUCAGCCAGCCUUUAAUUUGAUUGACCAUAGGGAACUCCAUUUCCAAGCAAGAGGUUCUGAGUGUCGAAAGAUGUCAUCCCAAGCCAUGGGAGAAAAAGAAAGCAAUGGGGUAGUCAAAGAUUGUUUGCAGGAACUGCCUCAUUCAAAUAAUUAUGAAACUGCCAUGGAAGCACUUUCCUCUCUCAUUACGGGUCAGAAACGUGGAUCUCGCUCAUCUGUUGGUUCCAGAUAUGGAAAAUUGGAAAGGAUGCAGAUGUAUCUUAAGAUACUAGAUUUGGAAGAGCAUAUACCUAAGCUCAAGAUUAUCCAUGUUGCUGGAACAAAAGGGAAGGGUUCAACAUGCGCAUUCUGUGAAGCUAUUUUACGAGAAUGUGGCUUUCGAACAGGACUGUUUACUUCCCCUCACCUAAUUGAUGUGAGAGAAAGAUUUCGUAUAAAUGGAUUGGACAUAUCUGAAGAUAAAUUUUUAUUUUACUUUUGGGAUUGUUGGAAUCAAUUGAAGCAACAAGUAACUGAGGACCUGCCAAUGCCCCCACUAUUUCAAUUCCUCACAGUCUUGGCAUUCAAAAUAUUUGUCUGUGAACAGGUAGAUGUUGCCAUAAUUGAAGUUGGUCUUGGAGGAACAAAAGAUUCAACGAAUGUGAUUAAAGUGCCCGUUGUCUGUGGCAUUGCAACUUUGGGGAUGGAUCAUACAGAGGUUCUGGGUGAUACACUUGGAGAGAUUGCUUCUCACAAAUCUGGAAUUUUCAAGCCCCAAAUUCCUGCAUUUACGGUACACCAACUUUCUGAAGCAAUGGAUGUUCUUCAUGAGAAAGCCAACGAAUUAGCGGUGCCGCUAAAAGUAGUGGAACCUCUGGAUGAAAGAAAGUUGGAUGGAUUGAAGCUUAGCUUAUCUGGCGAUCAUCAGUUCACCAAUGCUGGUCUUGCUGUUUCCCUAUGUAAAUGUUGGCUUCAAAGAACAGGAAACUGGGAAAAGAUACUUCAAAAUCAGGAUAAAAAGGAAGCUAAUAUACCAGAGGCAUUUCUUAGAGGUCUUGCAGCAGCACGUCUUUCAGGGAGGGCUCAAAUUGUCUAUGAUUUGUCUUCUAAUUGCAAUAGUUCCUCUACAUUAGCAGAAAGUUCAUCUGGAGAUCUGAUUUUCUACUUGGAUGGAGCUCACAGUCCAGAAAGCAUGGAGGUUUGUGCCAGAUGGUUCUCUAGUGCUGUUCAAGAAAGCAAGCAAUUACCGAAGUUGUUGUCAUCUUCGCAUGAUGUUGAAAUUAUAAAGGAAGUUUGGGGCAGUGGCUACAUCCAAAGUGAAAGGGACAGCUCUGUUGAGUCUAACAAAAUAUCAAAGAAGAUUCUUUUAUUCAACUGCAUGGAGGUCAGAGAUCCCCAGAUUUUGCUUCCACGGCUUGUGAGUACGUGUGCUUCCUCAGGUACCUACUUCUCAAAGGCCAUAUUUGUUCCGAGCAUGUCAACAUACAACAAGGUUACUUCUGGAACCUCGGCCAUUCCUUCAGGUAUCUCUAAUCGGGAUUUGUCCUGGCAAUUCAGCCUGCAGAGGCUUUGGGAGAAGAUUAUCCAUGGCAUAGAAGGAGAUAUACUUGAUAAAAGCUCCAAAUUGGACAGUGCAGAGACCUUACCACCGCGUGAAUUCGUUUAUGAGGAUGCUUCUCGUUGCAGUCCUGCGGAUGGAAUUUUUGGUUGUAGUUCUGUCAUUUCUUCAUUGCCACUGACAAUAAAAUGGUUGAGGGAUUGCGUUCGAGAAAAUCCGGCUCUAAGGGUUCAGGUGCUUGUCACCGGAUCAUUACAUCUGGUGGGAGAUGUACUGAAGCUAUUAAAGAGAUGAAUGAGAUGAUCAAUAUUGAUUAGAACUUGGGAUUGUCCUUGCAUUCUUUCACACACUUAUUUUAACCUUUAUUUUUAAAGCAGCCAAGGUGUAUCUCUAUCAUGCAACUUCGUGGUUGGCUAAACUAAUAAUAAACAUUGUUCACGUUUUUUUUUUUU